CCAGAGAGAGAGAGAGAUAUACGUAUUCGUACAUUUUGUACAAAUGAUCAAUAAUAUUCUUUAAGUUAUACGGAAUAUACGCGUAGUUUUUGACAAAAUUAACUAGGAAGAGUGGGAUAUGGUGAAACAAACACAUAAUAAACAAUCUAUAAACGGUUUAGAUCAGCCAAAAACUCGCGAAAAAAAUGGAAAUUUACGAAUUUUGCUUUUAUACGUUGUGACCUUAGGUAUUUAUUUAAUUGCCGGAUAUUCGCAAUUUAAGAUGUUUCGGGUGAACCAACACCGAAGGAAUAUGGAAGAAUUGUCUACGCUUCGGCUAUUAGGAACAUUUCGUCGUUAUUUUUUUACGGGAUGGAAUUUGGUCCUUCAAAUAGCAUUUCUUCUAAUAGCAGUGACGGAUGAACUGACAAAAUUCUUCAAGUUCACGAAUACACAAAAAAGGAUUGAAAGGGCCAGGAAAUUUUUCUUUUCUACACUGGUAUUUCCUAGUUCUUUAUUGGUCGCUUCGGUAUUUUGGACAAUCUGGCAUGUGGAUAGGGAACUUAUUUUUCCAAAAAUUAUAGAUACAUUUUAUCCAUCUUGGCUCAACCAUACCCUCCAUACAUUCAUACUGUUACCCCUACUUAUAGAAACAGUGAUUCACUUCAAAAGCGCAUACUCUAACUUGUCCAGGACCCGAGCGCUACUAAUUUUAUUAAUUUAUGUCACAGUAUAUCAAACACUUUAUCUCUCAGUCUAUUUUCAACACGGAGUUUGGUUAUAUCCUAUUUACAAAGUACUCACUUGGAAUCAACGAAUUAUCUUUACCCUUUCGCAGCUAUUUUUGGCAAUAUCUUACCAGCAAAUUGGAAUUUCGCUCAUGAAAAGGGACAGCGGAUUACCCAAAACCAAAUUAAAAUAGAACGUCAAUUUUUACAUAAUUUGGUUUUGGUAUUGUUAUUUAUUAAAUAUAUAGAUUUUUAGUGUGCA
Messenger RNA from Anthonomus grandis grandis, 969 nucleotides. RefSeq names its product androgen-dependent TFPI-regulating protein-like. The record is from RefSeq and is a predicted model, not a curated record. NCBI's taxonomy places the organism in Eukaryota, Metazoa, Arthropoda, Insecta, Coleoptera, Curculionidae. The transcript has 4 exons. Bases 119 to 901 code for a protein of 260 amino acids. Gene Ontology annotation, cellular component: endomembrane system; membrane.